AUCCACUCGUAAGGAAAGUCAUAGUGUCAACACUAUUUACCCGUGCAGUCAGGCUGCUAUGGUCGUCUACAUCUGGAGUUUGAAUAUUAGCACCAAAGACACUUCUGCGCUCAAUCAUAGUGCAAAUGUCAGUUCAGGAGACCCCCUAGAGCCCCACGAUACCCCACCUGGCCUGAGCCGGACCGGCCACACGGUGACAGCCGUCUGCCUUGGAAUCAUUCUGGUGUUCGGAUUCCUCAACAACCUGUUUGUCCUGCUCAUCUUUGCGAGGUUCCGCUCACUGUGGACACCAAUAAACCUCAUUCUGCUGAACAUCAGCGUGAGUGACAUACUGGUUUGUUUAUUUGGGACUCCCUUCAGUUUCGCUUCCAGUCUCUAUGGGAAAUGGCUGUUGGGAUAUCACGGCUGCAAAUGGUACGGUUUCGCCAAUUCGCUGUUUGGAAUUGUGUCUCUAAUGUCUCUGUCCAUACUGUCGUAUGAGCGUUAUGCCGCCCUGCUGCGCCCCACCAAGGCAGACGUGUCUGACUUCCGCAGGGCCUGGCUCUGUGUGGCCGGAUCCUGGCUCUAUUCGCUGGUGUGGACUCUCCCACCGUUCCUGGGCUGGAGUAGCUAUGGACCCGAAGGGCCUGGGACUACAUGCUCAGUUCAGUGGCAUCAGCGCUCAGCCAACAGCAUGUCUUACGUGAUGUGCCUGUUCAUCUUCUGUCUGCUUCUACCCGUCAUGCUCAUGAUCUUCUGCUAUGGCAAAAUCCUGUUCAUUAUCAAAGGGGUAACUAAAAUCAACCUGCUGAGUGCACAGAGAAGAGAGAACCACAUCCUUCUGAUGGUUGUCACCAUGGUAUCCUGCUAUCUGCUGUGCUGGAUGCCGUACGGGGUGGUGGCUCUGCUGGCCACCUUUGGCAGGAGGGGACUGAUCACUCCCAUAACAAGCAUGGUGCCGUCAGUCCUGGCCAAGAGCAGCACCGUGGUCAACCCGGUCAUAUAUGUGCUUUUCAAUAACCAGUUCAACAGGUGUUUCUUAGCAUUUCUGAAGUGUCAAGGAGAUCCAUCUAUUAACGUCCAGAAUCCUCAACACAGCAGCAAAGAGGAUCCUCAUGCGCUCAAACCCUGUGACAAGCCCUCAUGGCAUUGCAGCGAAAAGGUCUCUCAGAAAAAAGAGCAGCACACCCUGGCCUUAGUAGUCCACUACACACCCUGACACUCUCAAACACUGCCCAGGCUGUUUACAGAUGAGCAUUUCUAAUGCAGUAUAAUGAAAACUGACAGUGGGAUGAUUGUAAUGACAUCCUAAACCACAUGGCAGUUUCAUACGACCAGUAUAUGAGAAUCCCAGAGUAGGACCAAAAGUGAAACUCAUGGCUCUCUAUGGCUUGAAAUUAAUGUGCAGUAUCAGUUUAUUUAUUAAAACUUUAAAUAUAUAUAGAUACUACACUGAUUGUACACAAAUGCUGAUUAUAUAAGGAACCUCUGAAUGAAGUGUUGUGCAGCAGUUACUGUCAGGCUGUAUGUAGUGUAGUUACAUUUGUCGCCAACAGUAGGAGCCACUGCCUAUAUCAUACUGCAGUGAGACUCACUAAUGUAUAAUCACAUUAUACCAGAAAGUUCAGUCGAUAUUAAUAUGCUGCUUGUGGCAGAAUGCAUAACUUAUUAGUCUUUGUUAGUGGCAUGUUAGUUAAAGAAAGUUACAGCAUAGUAUUUAAUAUUUCUAAGAUAUUACAUUCAACUGCUUCAUUGAUAUCUCCAUGUUUUACUUAAGUGUUACCAUAUCAAGUAUUAUAUUUUAUUACAGCUUUUAUUAAGCUUUACAAAAAUGUAUAAAUGCAUAACUGUGAGUCACGUUAUAACGCACAGACAUGUAAUUGCGUCAUUAUUCCAGCUGGAGUAUUUUAAAACAUCAAUCCUGCAUCAUUUGCACAAUUUCCAGAAAAGUGUGAACGUUUUAAUAUGUGCCGUUCUCAUAGUCAGUUCCAUAGGCCCACAGUCUCUCUUCUUUUCACCAACACGCACAGAACACGCAGUGAGUCAUACAUGCUUCACGAAGUCAUUCUUCCUAUCUCUGGAAAAAGAAGCAGUUUGCUUUAUAUAUGUUGAAUUCUUUCUCCCUGUAAUGAUUUUUAAGCUUCUGAUGUAUUUAAGACUGUUUUAGUUGUGCUUAAUAUCAGCACAACACUGUAUAAAGUCACAUUAUCAGACAAAUAGUACAUACUGUAUAUAGUCCUAAAUUGCUAAUAUGCUGCUUGUUAUAGCAAACUGAUAUUUCUUAUCAUAUUGUUGUAUUGUUAGAAUUAUAAACACUGGUUUCUAGCUAAACUUACCAUUUACUGUACUCUCACACAACUGCUUUCUUUCUCAUUGAAAAAUGAAGUGGAUAUAGAAUCAAACUUACAUAAAGCAAUAGCAUCAUGAUUAUCAGUAUAUUACCUAACUACUGUACUGUAAAGCCUUGAUUUGUAAGGGAUUUCUAGAAGUAGAUGUAGAAUUUACAGGAAAAAGUUUUAUCAUGCCUUGUUUAGCUUUCAUUUGUGACACAGUAAGUGUUAAGUGGCAGUAUUUUUCACUGUAAACGAUCUCACAUUACUCAUGAGCAUGGUAUAUUCAUAA
Messenger RNA from Labeo rohita (rohu), 2601 nucleotides. It is a transcript of the gene tmtops3a, whose product is annotated as teleost multiple tissue opsin 3a. The record is from RefSeq and is a predicted model, not a curated record. Lineage: Eukaryota; Metazoa; Chordata; Actinopteri; Cypriniformes; Cyprinidae. Gene Ontology annotation, molecular function: G protein-coupled receptor activity. The coding region runs from base 59 to 1198 and encodes 379 amino acids. Gene Ontology annotation, cellular component: photoreceptor outer segment; membrane. Gene Ontology annotation, biological process: G protein-coupled receptor signaling pathway; visual perception. The transcript has 4 exons.